This is a messenger RNA of Microthlaspi erraticum, 1122 nucleotides long. The record is from the annotation of a GenBank genome assembly. NCBI's taxonomy places the organism in Eukaryota, Viridiplantae, Streptophyta, Magnoliopsida, Brassicales, Brassicaceae.
AUGGUGGAUGAUUCGAGCGUUGAUGCGAAAUCACCGGUGAAGAAGGACAAACGGAAUUAUCUCUGCCAGUAUUGCGGAAUCAGCAGAUCGAAAAAGUACCUCAUCACUUCGCACAUCAAUUCUCAGCAUCAGAUGGAAGUUGAAGAGGAGAGAGCUGAAGAAGCUUGUGAGGUUGAAGAAGAAGGCUCUGGGAAACAUACUUGCCCGGAGUGUAACGCUGAGUUUAAGAAACCUGCUCACUUGAAGCAGCAUAUGCAGAGCCAUUCUCUCGAGAGGCCUUUUGCUUGCUAUGUUGAUGAUUGUACUGCUAGCUACAGGAGGAAAGAUCAUCUCAACAGGCAUGUUCUUACACAUAAAGGGAAGCUCUUCAAGUGUCCAAUGGAGAAUUGCAAGAGUGAAUUCUCGGUUCAUGGGAAUAUCAGUAGGCAUGUUAAGAACUAUCAUAGUGAUGGAGAUGGUGGUAAGGAUGAUGAUUCUGGCGAGGACGUUACUGUUAAUGGCGAUUCUCAAACCUCGGAGUGUUCAUCUGGUGAGAAGCAGCAUGUGUGCAAAGAAGUUGGUUGUGGAAAGGCCUUUAAGUACGCUUCACGGCUUCAAAAGCAUCAGGAUUCUCAUGUGAAACUAGACUCGGUGGAGGCGUUUUGCUCUGAACCUGGGUGUAUGAAGUACUUUACAAACGAUGAAUGUCUCAAGGCACACAUAAGAUCAAGCCAUCAGCACAUCAACUGCGACGUGUGUGGCUCUAAGCAUUUGAAGAAGAACAUCAAGAGACACCUACGGACUCAUGAGGAAGAUUCCUCGCCAGGAGAGUUCAAGUGUGAAGUUGAAGGUUGCUCUUCCACAUUCUCAAAGGCUUCGAAUCUUCAGAAGCAUGUGAAAGCAGUGCAUGAAGAUAUACGUCCGUUUCUAUGUGGAUUUCCAGGUUGUGGGAUGAGAUUUGCUUACAAACAUGUUAGAAACAACCAUGAGAACUCCGGGAGUCACGUAUACACCUGCGGUGACUUUGUUGAGACCGAUGAAGAUUUCACGUCGAGGCCAAGAGGUGGGCUAAAGAGAAAGCAUUUUACAGUGGAGAUGCUGGUGCGGAAGAGAGUCAUGCCUCCUCAGUUUGUUUCAGAAUAA